CCAAAAAUUACUGACGAAGCCAACCGGAAGGCCGGCCACAACGUUGCUCUAAAUUGAACGGGUAGCUCAUCUGUACAUCCCUAAUUUGGGGAUUCCGGACGGGAAAAAACCAUGAACCAUAUACAACAACCAUAGAAGUGAGAAGAGAAGAAGAAGAGGUGAAGAAGAGACGACGCUGCAUGACGAGCUUGGUGAAUUCAGCAGUGAACCCAGUCGUGGGAGACGGAGACGGGACUAUGCAGCAUGAAUCGACCUCUACAUUUGUGAUUUGGAUUGCUGGGGCGUGCGCGGCAUGGUGCUCCUUUAUCCUGCUCGUCCAGCUUAUCGGCUUCACUCAACUUUACCGCCGCUACUCCACAAUCCCAACUCCAGCUGCAUCCCUCGACCUCCCCGAAGAUGAAAUUCCUCACGUCACAAUUCUUCGUCCUGUAAAAGGACUUGAGCCACAGCUAUACGAAUGCUUGGCAGCUACAUUCAAGCAGACAUAUCCUCGAGAUAAGCUGACGAUAUACCUGUGCGUGGCUUCACGUAGCGAUCCAGCACACGCGACACUUCAGAGGCUCAUCACCGACUUCCCUGGGUUCGACGCGAAGGUCUUUGUCGAAGAAGAUGACCCAAACCUCAGCGGGGAUGUUGGGCAGGAGAACAACUUGGGACCAAACCCAAAGAUCAGAAACAUGAGCCGCGGGUACAGGGAAGCCAAGGGUGAUAUUUUGUGGGUAAUGGACUGCAACGUCUGGGUCGGAAAGGGUGUCACUGGGCGGAUGGUAGACAAGCUUUGCGGAUUUGCACCAGGGGGUCGGCGCCUUACGCCUUAUAAACUUGUACAUCAGCUACCGCUUGUCGUGGACAGCGUUGGCGCAAGCAAAGGCGAAGAGGCUCGCGGGCUUCUGACCGACGAAACCAACGUAGAUAGCACAAACAUCCUCCCCACGCGAAACGGCGGACUUUUCAGCUGGGGUGGGGGUCGCCUGGAAGAAAUCUUCAUGGCCGGCUCACAUGCCAAAUUCUACACAGCUAUCAAUACCGUGGCCGUUGCGCCUUGUAUAGUAGGAAAGUCCAAUAUGUUCCGUCGUUCUCAUCUCGACAGCCUCACCUCGGCCGCAACAUCGCCCUAUGCACCAGGUAUCGACUUCUUUUCCAACAACAUCUGCGAGGACCACCUUAUAGGCGAUCUUCUAUGGCGCAACGCUGUGCCUGGGCAAGCCAAUGGCGAGAAAUGGAGAAAUCACGGGCUGGUGUUUGGAGAUGUUGCUAUCCAGCCAAUGGCGUCUACAAGCGUCGCGGACUACAUCGCCAGGCGAGUACGAUGGCUCAGGGUUCGGAAAUGGACUGUUAUACUCGCGACACUCGUAGAACCGGGCGUUGAGAGUAUCCUCUGCUCAGCAUACGCUGCGUUUGCCAUGACUACCCUGCCACCGCUUCGGGAGGCCCUGGGACUGCCAAGCUCGUGGACAGCAUUCUUCAUCGUCUGGUUAAUGUACAUCACCGUCUGGAUGGGUGUUGAUCGACUCACGUACAACAAGCUGCACUCUGUUGCAUCGGUAGAACUGGACGGAGAUACUCCAAGUUUUGCCCGGCCGCCGCAAGGACCAAGGAGGCGUUUCGGGGAAUGGCUUGAGGCGUGGCUUGGGAGAGAGGUGCUUGCUUUACCUAUUUGGGUCUUUGCUGUCCUGGGGGGGACAACGGUGAAAUGGCGUAAUAAGACCUUUUGGGUGGGCAUGGACAUGAAAGUGUAUAAAUAUGAUGGGGAUGAGUCGAAUGAUGAGGCUGUGCCUGGAGGAGUCACAGGUAAGGCAAGGAGUGACUAAAAUAGAUGAGAUUAUUGACUACAAAGUCAAAACGAUAGUAAUGAGAGGUGAGAUAAGCUUAAUGAAAAAGAUAAAAGGGUUGUAUUUGACUCCCUGGUUUAUGGGUUUGCUUUGUGCACGCCAGACUGAGAUUAAUCACAAUUAAAUACCAAAAUACAAGAGAAUACAUGACGCGGCACGAUAUCAAGCGGAUCAUCACAACAAAGAAGCUGAAAUAGCCUAAUACAUCCCAUUUCCACUAGCAAUAUAUACAACCCAAGUCUAUUGUCGUCGAUCUAUCUUUGCUCAAAGGCACCAUCAGUAACGCGCUGGUUCAGGUUCACCUCUGCGGCGUUUCCCUGUGGAAUCAAAGGGUAUGGCGUAGAAGAGAGGGACUCCAGGUAUGUGCGGUGGUGUUCGCUGGCCUGCAAAUGAUGGUUAGAACCCGCUUCAUUGGGAUUUGGGAUGAGAAUUCGUACAAAUGGCAGACCGCAGUAUGUGCAGGUGCUGAUCUCCGGCUUGUCAAGGUUGAUGAAGACCCUGGGGUGGCCCAAUGGUCCUCCACCACCGUCGCAUUCGACUGUCCUCCCGUGGACCCAGCGAACUGGUUGCUGGUGGAUGAGCUCGAUAGCUGCUGCUGGUGCAGGCUGCGGGACAUUAGCAUCUGAGUCUCACAAUAAAUCCCAAUCCCAAUCCCAUCUACACCCAUCUCCCAUUAUAUCGCAAAUUUGUAGCGCGUCCCUCUCUACACCUUUUCCUGCACCUCAUGGGGUAUAUGCUCACCUGCAACUCGACAAUCGUCUGCUCAAAUCUUGGCCCGGACAUAGCGGCUUCCCUCGUCUUCUGGCUCCUCGACCAAGUAGUCGCCCUGUUCGGCUCUUGCAUGGUCCUUAAUCUCUGUGCAUUUUCAAUGUUCUCAUGCACUAGCACAUCAUCCUCUUGCUGCUUCCCUUGAGGUAAUUCAUUUGUCUUCGAAACGUUCGGCACGGAUGCGGAUGAUGCCCUGCUAGAGAUUGACAGGGCGCGGAAAGAGUUUAUCGGGGCCGACGCGCGCGCAGGGCGUGCCAGGAGUAGCGCUGCACGUCUAUUGGCGGUUGAGAGCAUCUUGAGGUGGUGGUGAAAUGCAAUUGAGCAAAGCGUUCUGGUGGAUGAGGUGAAGUUGGAACCUUGAAGUUCGGAGAUAUCCGCU
Molecule: messenger RNA, 2979 nt
Organism: Pseudogymnoascus destructans
Lineage: Eukaryota; Fungi; Ascomycota; Leotiomycetes; Thelebolales; Thelebolaceae
Exons: 2
Coding region: 180-1811 (543 amino acids)
Biological process (GO): glucosylceramide biosynthetic process
Cellular component (GO): membrane
Molecular function (GO): ceramide glucosyltransferase activity
Source: RefSeq, a predicted model, not a curated record